AUGCGUCUGCUCAACACGAAAUCACUCCAAUUCGAGCAGUUUUUCGAUAGCCAAAUCCCAAAGUACGCUAUUUUAUCGCACAGAUGGGGCGAUGACGAGGUGACCUUUCAGGAGUUCCGAAAGGGCACGAAGCAAGAUGGUCAAGGCUAUGACAAGGUCAUAGAGUGCUGCGUUGUCGCCGACAGCCAAGGUUUCCAAUGGGUUUGGAUCGACACCUGUUGCAUCGACAAGAAGAGCAGCGCUGAGCUCUCUGAGGCGAUCAAUUCCAUGUAUCGUUGGUAUGAAGGUGCGGCGGAGUGCUAUGCAUACCUCUCGGACGUCACCUGGGACAUUGAAAACAGAGAAGCGUCUAAGCUAGCAUUCCAGGCAAGCGUGUGGUUUACUCGUGGAUGGACCCUUCAGGAACUGCUCGCUCCUCACAAGGUGAUGUUCUUUGAUCGUGAGUGGAAGUCUUUUGGAACCAAGAGAGAUCUGUCUAAGGAAAUAUCAGCCGUGACAGGAAUCAGCGUCGAUCACAUGGAAUCGCAGUCCUCGGCAUGUGUGGCAACAAAGAUGAGCUGGGCGUCGAGCAGAGCGACCAGCAGAUUGGGGGACAUGGCGCACUGUAUGCUGGGUUUGUUUGACGUCAACAUGCCGCUGCUUUACGGAGAGGGGAAAAAAGCUUUCGUGAGACUUCAGCUGGAAAUUAUCCGGAAGUCGGACGAUGAGGCAGUCUUCGCCUGGACUUCGUCAAGAGUCAGUCAUGGACUGCUGGCUCCCUGGCCGACCUGUUUUGCCCAGUCGGGGGACAUCAAGGUCCACGCGUCCCUGAAAAAGAAGAGGUUCCCCUACCUUAUGACAAACCAAGGGCUGGAAUUCGAAGUGCCAUGUCGGGGGCCUUUUUUCUUUUCAAGUGGAGGGAAAGUAAAGUGGGAUCAGUCGAAAGACAGAUUAUCACUCGCACUCAAUUGUUGGAAGGAGGGGGCGAAAGGUCCUCUUGCCGUCACGAUCAUACUUGCCAGACACGGCACCACUUGGCAAAGAGAGGGUUGUGACAAGUUGGAACUGAGCAAGUCCGUCAGGGGUUCCGUGAGUUCCAACGGGGGAGGCAAGUACACGAUCCCGAUACACAUACACCAGCAGAGGCUGUGA
Messenger RNA from Letharia columbiana, 1131 nucleotides. RefSeq lists its product as uncharacterized. The coding region runs from base 1 to 1131 and encodes 376 amino acids. The record is from RefSeq and is a predicted model, not a curated record. The transcript has a single exon. Lineage: Eukaryota; Fungi; Ascomycota; Lecanoromycetes; Lecanorales; Parmeliaceae.